This is a messenger RNA of Dreissena polymorpha, 1091 nucleotides long. RefSeq names its product N-lysine methyltransferase KMT5A-like. The record is from RefSeq and is a predicted model, not a curated record. Bases 122 to 631 code for a protein of 169 amino acids. The transcript is spliced from 4 exons. Gene Ontology annotation, molecular function: protein binding. NCBI's taxonomy places the organism in Eukaryota, Metazoa, Mollusca, Bivalvia, Myida, Dreissenidae.
UUUAUGUAUGCCCCGCAGUUAAAGCGCGUGAAGUGAUAUAGAACACGAAGAUCAGAAAAUGGCGGCAGUUAACGGGUGUUACAUGUGAUAUUGAAAAUUAAUAGAUCUACAGUACUCAGUAAUGAUGUAUUUCAAGGAAAUGAGACCAAGAAGAAAGAAACAGGAGAAUGUGGCAGCAGACUGCAUUGAUUCAGGGGAGGACCUCAAAGAUUUUGUUAUUGAACAUAUACCACCAAAAGGUCUUGGUGUUAGAACAACAAUAAAUAGAACAAAAGGAGAUUUCUUAAUGAUUUAUCCCGGCGAACUGAUAACAGAAAGAGAAGGGGAAGAACGUGAAGAACGUGAACCAUCCGUGUUUAGAUACUUCUUCCAAUAUAAAAGGAAAGGGUGGUGUAUGGAUGCUACUAGUGAAUUAGAUGUUGGGCCUCGGCUAGGUCGUCUGGUGAACCACGGUGGUAAAGGUAGAAAUUGUGUUAUGAAAACCCUGGAGUUCAACAAAAGGCCAUAUCUUUGCUUGUUUGCUGCUAAAGAUAUUCCACAAGGUGAAGAGUUACUGUAUGAUUACGGCAUUAAGGAUUUGCCUUGGGAGGUAUGUACACUCAGAGCUUGUUACUCUUUUUUUCUCUUCUGAAGAUGGAAGGAUAUAUAGAAAUGACCCACGAUCUGAGAUUCAGGCUCAUACAACAGACUCACAUUGAGAAAGUAGGCUCAGUUUGUUUCAUUGUUUCAUUUCUGUCGUUUCUAAGAAGCAAAUUGAACACUUCUUUUUGUUUUAUGCCAUUUGUUUUCAUAAACAUUUAUGAUUUGAAAUCUAUUUACUUGACAGAAAUUACUAUUUAUUUACAAAGUAAACAUAUCAUUGUGCCCCACAUAGUUCUAUUACACAAUAGAACACAAAAUGUCAUUUUUUUAGCUCAAUUAUUCGAAGAAUAAGGAGAGCUAUACUAGUCACCCGAGUGUAGGUGUCCACGUCGGCAUAACCACUUAUGUUAAAGUUUGCAUGCCAAGUACCACCUCAGAUGUUUUCAAAGUCCAUUGACAUAUGGCUUUAAAGGGAGAUGUGCAGGAUUGAUAAAUGGAACAGAUUUGUG